GAACGUCUGAAAGAGAGAGAGAGAGAGAGAGAGAGAGAGAGAGAGAGAGUUUGAAAAAUUCUCUGUUUGUAAGCAAAAAAUGGUUUGGGAGAAAGAGAAGAUCGUCGGAAGUUGUAUAGUCGGAGGAGCUGCGUUCGCCGUCGGAGCUUCUUUCCUCCAUCUUUUCCUUAAAGGCGAGCUUCCGUUAGGAUUAGGUUUAGGUUUGUCUUCUCCAUGGCGCAUUUUGAGAAAACGAAAGCCUGUUCGCGUCUACAUGGACGGUUGCUUCGACAUGAUGCACUACGGCCACUGCAACGCGCUUCGACAAGCUCGUGCUCUCGGUGACCAAUUGGUCGUCGGAGUUGUUUCCGACGAAGAAAUCAUUGCUAACAAGGGACCUCCUGUCACGCCUCUUCACGAGAGAAUGACGAUGGUGAAGGCUGUGAAGUGGGUGGAUGAAGUCAUAUCUGAUGCUCCUUACGCUAUUACGGAAGAAUUUAUGAAGAAAUUGUUCGAUGAGUAUCAGAUCGAUUACAUCAUCCAUGGUGAUGAUCCUUGUGUUCUUCCUGAUGGAUCUGAUGCUUAUGCACUUGCUAAGAAGGCUGGUCGUUACAAGCAGAUUAAGCGUACUGAAGGAGUCUCUAGCACUGAUAUCGUUGGUCGUAUGCUUCUCUGUGUAAGAGAAAGAACCGUUAGUGACACUCAUAGUCGUUCUUCUCUGCAAAGGCAAUUUAGUCAUGGCCAUAAUAGCCCCAAGUUUGAUGAUGGAGGUUCUUCUGGUACUCGUGUCUCACACUUUCUUCCUACUUCCCGAAGAAUUGUUCAGUUCUCCAAUGGCAAGGGGCCAGGACCUGAUGCACGCAUAAUUUACAUAGAUGGUGCUUUUGAUCUAUUCCAUGCUGGCCAUGUUGAGAUUCUCAGGCGUGCUCGAGAGCUUGGAGACUUCCUUCUUGUUGGAAUACAUAAUGACCAGACUGUCAGUGCUAAAAGAGGAACGCACCGUCCAAUCAUGAAUCUCCAUGAAAGGAGCUUAAGUGUUCUGGCAUGCCGCUAUGUAGAUGAGGUGAUCAUUGGUGCUCCAUGGGAAGUGUCUAGAGAUACGAUAACGACAUUUGACAUUUCGUUGGUUGUUCAUGGGACAGUAGCCGAGAGCGAUGAUUUUCAAAAGGAGGAAGAUAAUCCGUAUGCUGUACCAAUAAGCAUGGGCAUAUUCGAAAUUCUAGAAAGCCCUCUUGAUAUCACAACUUCCACUAUAAUCAGGAGGAUUGUAGCAAACCAUGAAGCAUAUCAGAAACGUAACGCGAAGAAGGAAGCUAGUGAGAAAAAGUACUACGAGCAGAAGUCAUUUGUGGUCGGGGACUGAUGGAAUGGCAAAGCUAUAUGCUUGGCUUUUCAAGUCCAUGUUCGGUUUCUUGCACAUCUUAUAUCUGUGUAAUGACUACAUAGUAGGAUAUUUUUUUUGGAUGAGACUCCAACGCUACAUAUUACGUUUUGUUCUCUAGUUUACACUUUACAUAAAGAAGGCACUGAUGGUUUUAGUACCAAUUGCUUCU
This is a messenger RNA of Camelina sativa (false flax), 1532 nucleotides long. The record is from RefSeq and is a predicted model, not a curated record. NCBI's taxonomy places the organism in Eukaryota, Viridiplantae, Streptophyta, Magnoliopsida, Brassicales, Brassicaceae.